Molecule: messenger RNA, 913 nt
Organism: Spizellomyces punctatus DAOM BR117
Lineage: Eukaryota; Fungi; Chytridiomycota; Chytridiomycetes; Spizellomycetales; Spizellomycetaceae
Product: 60S ribosomal protein L1-B
Exons: 3
Coding region: 103-759 (218 amino acids)
Biological process (GO): translation
Cellular component (GO): large ribosomal subunit
Molecular function (GO): structural constituent of ribosome; RNA binding
Source: RefSeq, a predicted model, not a curated record
GUGACAUUGCUGCUUUGCUUUGGUGGGCGACCCAACGCAUUUUGGAUCUUUCCCAUCCGUUCACGGUCGAACAACAGCAGAGGUUCAGCAAGUUUCGACAGAAUGUCCAGCAAGGUUCAAGCCAGUGCCGUGCGUCAGGCUACCCGUGAGCUUCUCACCUACGCUACGGAGGAGAAGCCCCGUAAGUUCGUUGAGACCGUCGAGCUCCAAAUUGGUCUCAAGAACUACGACCCUCAGCGUGACAAGCGUUUCUCUGGUACCAUCAAGCUUCCCAAUGUCCCCAAGCCCAAGAUGAAGCUCUGCAUUUUGGCUGACCAGCACCACAUCGACCAGGCCAAGUCCAUCGGUCUUGACUUCAUGUCCGUUGAUGACUUGAAGAAGCUCAACAAGAACAAGAAGCUCAUCAAGAAGCUCGCCAAGAAGUACGAUGCCUUCCUUGCCUCUGAAGCCUUGAUCAAGCAGAUCCCCCGUUUGCUCGGUCCCGGUCUUUCCAAGGCCGGUAAGUUCCCCACCCCCGUGACCCACAACGACAACUUGGAGGACAAGGUGGUUGAGAUCAAGUCGACCAUCAAGUUCCAGUUGAAGAAGGUGCUCUGCCUCGGUGUUGCCGUUGGCCACGUCCAGAUGACUGAGGACCAGCUUGUCAACAACACUAUGUUGGCCAUCAACUUCUUGGUCUCUCUCUUGAAGAAGAACUGGCAGAACGUCAAGUCUCUGUUCAUGAAGUCCUCCAUGGGCAAGCCUGUCCGUCUCUACUAGAUAUAUAGUAUUUGGAAGGGAUGUAUGUGCGCUUUAGUGGGUUGCGCUGGUAUCAGAAAUACUCACUCUGCAGCGCACCAAGGCAUCUCCAGGAAACCGGAAGAUGUCAUUGGGAGCUGAAUCUCUGCUAAAUAAAAUCAAACUUCGAUCUCAA